This is a messenger RNA of Culicoides brevitarsis, 2000 nucleotides long. Its product is annotated as prolyl 4-hydroxylase subunit alpha-1-like. Gene Ontology annotation, molecular function: L-ascorbic acid binding; iron ion binding; procollagen-proline 4-dioxygenase activity. Lineage: Eukaryota; Metazoa; Arthropoda; Insecta; Diptera; Ceratopogonidae. Bases 191 to 1849 code for a protein of 552 amino acids. The transcript is spliced from 9 exons. Gene Ontology annotation, biological process: peptidyl-proline hydroxylation to 4-hydroxy-L-proline. The record is from RefSeq and is a predicted model, not a curated record. Gene Ontology annotation, cellular component: endoplasmic reticulum.
AAAGAAACUAUAGAGCAGAAAGAAAAAAAACCAAGAUAAUAAAUAAAUAUAUAUAUAAAAUUUUAUGAGAUAAUACAUUUUUCUUUUAAAUUAAACUGAUAAGUUCUAGCAAAUGUUAGAAUUUCUAGAAAAAAACGUUGGUUACAAUUAAUAAUAUCAUUAAAGCAAAUAAUAUACAUAGUCUAGUAAAAUGAUGAAGAAUACAAUUUGUUUUCUAUUACUAGUAUGCUCGAUACUCAAUUCAAUAAGUGCAGAACUUUUUACUGCGCUGACAGACAUGGAAGAGCUUUUGGAAACUGAAUCAGUGCUCAUAUCAAAUUUACAAAAUUAUAUAAAUGCACAAGAAAUAAAGCUAGAUUUUCUUCGCAUCAAAGUAAUCGAAUAUCAAAGAGAACAUAAGCAAGCGGCCACAGAUGCUAUGGCAUACCUAUCUAACCCUGUAAAUGCAUACUUAUUGACUAAACGCCUGACAGUUGAUUGGAAAGAAAUAGAAAAUACUAUGACUUUUGACUUGGGUAAUUUAUUUAUGCAAAAUAUAACUCAUUAUCGGGAUACACUAAAGUUUCCAAGUGAGGAGGAUUUAAAUGGAGCUGCCGUAGCUUUGAUGCGUUUGCAAGACACUUAUCGUUUAGACACCCAUAAAUUAGCUCAAGGAGAAUUAAAUGGUGUUAAAUAUAGUACUGAGAUGACAGCAAGUGACUGUUUUGAGCUAGGCCGACAAAGUUAUAUGAAUCAUGACUAUUAUCAUACAGUUUUAUGGAUGGAAGAGUCAUUAAAAAAGCUCGAGUUUGAGAAUAAUCGUACUAUAAGCAGGUCUGAAAUUCUAGAAUACCUUGCUUUUUCAACUUUUAAACAAGGUGACACUAAUUCUGCACUGCAUAUAACAAAUGAGCUUCUAGAAAUAAUACCUGAUCAUGAAAGAGCUAAAGGCAAUAAAUUAUUUUAUGAAAAAGAACUGCGCAUGCAAGAAGAAAAACAAAAAAUGCGUGGAGACGACGGAUCUGACCAGGUUCCAGUAGCUAAAGAAGAGAUGAUGCUUCCCUAUAAUAAAGAUGUUUCGAUAAAAUACAAUUCAAAUGAGCGAAAACUGUAUGAAAUGGGAUGUCGCGGUGAACUCCUUCAAAGUCCUAGUGUGACAGCAAAAUUGAAAUGUCGUUAUGUUUACGAAUUAUCACACUUCUUGCGGAUUGCUCCGCUAAAACUAGAAGAAGCCAGUUUGCAACCCUACAUUGUCGUCUAUCAUGAUGUUUUAUAUGAUAGUGAAAUAGAUGUCAUUAAAUCAAUGGCUAAACCUAAAUUUCGGCGUGCUACUGUUCAAAAUCAUAUAACCGGUGAAUUGGAAGUGGCACAUUACAGGAUAAGCAAAUCAGCUUGGUUGAAAGAUGAAGACCAUGAAGUAAUAAAAACGGUUGGAAGACGUUUGAACGAUAUGACAGGUUUGAAUAUGGAAACCGCUGAAGAGCUACAAGUGGUAAAUUAUGGAAUUGGAGGACAUUAUGAGCCACAUUUUGAUUUCGCAAGAAAGGAUGAAAUAAAUUCAUUUAAAAGUCUUGGAACGGGCAAUCGCAUUGCUACAGUUUUGUUUUAUAUGUCUGAUGUAGCGCAAGGCGGUGCAACAGUAUUUCCGCACAUUAGUUUAUCAUUGUGGCCUAAAAAAGGUUCAGCAGCAUUUUGGUUUAACUUGUUUGCAGAUGGACAAGGAGAUUAUUACACAAGACAUGCAGCAUGUCCUGUUUUAGCAGGCACUAAAUGGGUAUCAAAUAGAUGGAUCCACGAACGAGGUCAAGAAUUUCUGAGACCUUGUCACAAGUAUCCUGAUUCCCCUAUGGAUGAACGCCUGAUAGUUUGAACAAAUUUGAAAACAAAAAUGUAAUAAUUAUUACUUAAAGUUUUAGUAAAUAAACAAAAAAAAUAAAUAAAUAAGGAGAACAAAAUUAAUUUGUACUUUGUAAAUAAUACAAAUAAAUAAAUGUCCACUCCAGAUUUUUUAAACCUCGUUU